This is a messenger RNA of Patiria miniata (bat star), 705 nucleotides long. Its product is annotated as tyrosine-protein kinase receptor Tie-1-like. Gene Ontology annotation, biological process: multicellular organism development; cell surface receptor protein tyrosine kinase signaling pathway; positive regulation of kinase activity. Lineage: Eukaryota; Metazoa; Echinodermata; Asteroidea; Valvatida; Asterinidae. Gene Ontology annotation, molecular function: transmembrane receptor protein tyrosine kinase activity; ATP binding. The transcript has 7 exons. The record is from RefSeq and is a predicted model, not a curated record. Gene Ontology annotation, cellular component: signaling receptor complex. The coding region runs from base 1 to 705 and encodes 234 amino acids.
AUGGCCUAUCCCGUGUAUUUGAUCGUUGAAUACCUUGCUAUGGGUGAUCUGAAGAAGCAUCUGAUGGAGUAUCGAGACAAAGAUCCAGGGACAGUCUACUCCAACCUACCCGGCCUGAGCAAAUUACUGUCUCGGACAUUGGUCAAGUUUGCCAGGGAUGUGGCAAAUGGAAUGGCAUUCAUAUCAUCUCAAAAGUGUGUGCAUCGUGACCUUGCCGCUCGUAAUGUGUUGGUGGGAGAUGACAUGGUGUGUAAAGUGUCUGACUUUGGACUGGCCCGUGACGUCAUGAACACACGUAUCUACCAACGAGAAUCACAGGGUGCUCUUCCCAUGCGCUGGAUGGCAUUGGAAUCUCUUCUAGAUGACGUGUACACAACAGAGAGUGACGUAUGGUCUUUUGGGAUUCUGCUGUGGGAGAUUGUGACGCUUGGUGCACGACCGUAUCCAAUGAUGAAGACAAAGGCAAUGGUCAACCAACUGCAGCAGGGCUAUCGUAUGCCGAAGCCCAAAAACUGCAAGAAACAGUUGUAUGACAUGAUGUGCAGCUGUUGGCAGAAGACUCCUCAGGAGCGACCGGCCUUCCAGAGUCUGUAUCAGCAAUUGGAUGACAUGCUAUCUGGAAAUGAGGACUUUAUCACCAUUCACAAGCUGGAUGAAAGCAUCUACGAAAUGAUAGUGAUCGAAGACACGAACGAGAAACUGUGA